Molecule: messenger RNA, 2948 nt
Organism: Drosophila ananassae
Lineage: Eukaryota; Metazoa; Arthropoda; Insecta; Diptera; Drosophilidae
Gene: orion
Exons: 6
Coding region: 727-2682 (651 amino acids)
Source: RefSeq, a predicted model, not a curated record
UAAGAUAUUGUGCAACCGAGCUCGGCUCGGCUGGUGGAGCAGUAGUUAGUGUAUCAAUCAAGUCCGGAUGGCCAAGAAUCAAACAAAAUUUGCUCAGCUCGCGCUCUCCCACUCAUGAACCGAACACACAGACCAGACCGACGACCACUCGUCUGUGUUUGUUUUUGUGUGAAUGUUUACGCUUCACAAGAAAGAACAACAACAACACAGGGCCUGAAAAAGAGCUUCAGUCAGCAGCGAUUCAUUUCAGCUUUUUUCCCCCCAUUUUUGUAAACGUACACGACGUCGACGACGACGACGACGACGACGAUGAUGACGGCCACUAACACAUCCGUAAAUAAUAACGAGCGGAGCUGAGCGCGGAGCGCUUGAAAAAAUCAGAAACUGAAAAUCACAGUAGCUGAACAGCUCUCAGAACAACAACAUCAUACCGAAACUGAGCAGAGGGAACGCGAAUUAAAGUAAAUCGCAAAUUAUUAAUAACGAAACUGAGUUGAUGUGGACAGGUGUCCUACAAUAACGGGGAUUCAUUGUCCGUCAAGCAGUUGAAGCUCCACUUCUUAAAGUGCAAGCAGUGCAUAAGCAUACGAGUAAGAAGAAGCAGAAAGCAGGCUAUCCACUGAAGAAGAAGAAGAGCGGACGGACGCAGACCUUUCAAGGCUGAGAAACCCCCUUUAUUGAAAUCCAACAGCGGAUAUAUCUUAUCGGGACAGCCGCGAAGCCAAGAUGGCGCCGCCGUCUAUCGCCGUUAGUUCGGUUGCGAUUUCAUGCCUUUGCUGGAUGAUUUCCGCCGCGGCGGUCUCAGCUGAUGGCUGGAUGCAGAGGCACCCCGCCUCGCAGAGCCGCGUACCCCAGCUCACGGUCGACGCCAUGCGCACCGAAUACAUUGCCCUGGAGAAGGCCCUGUGGGACUAUCUGGAGAAGACGGCCAACAGCCAGAACAACAAGGAGACGCAGCUGCGCAAAAUAUUCGACUCCCACAGGGACUUCAACGGACGUCCGCUAAUGGAGCGGACCUUUGAGGAGAAUCGCUACAAGCUCCUCAACCACUACGAGUGGUCCCUGCUGGAAAGGGAUCUGGUGUACAUCAGUAAGCUGUACGAAGCCUACAAGGAAGUCUUUGUGAAGCAGAACAACAGCGCUCAGCUGGAUGAACUGGCUGUUCUGGACCUGGCACGGGAAGUCCUGCGGAACGACAAGACCAUCUCGAUUCCACGCAUCCUGGACGAGAUUGAACGAGUGAUGGUCCAGCAGACGCUCUACUACCGGGCCAUGCUUGUGUCCAAAGAUCAGAUUUGCAACACGCAGCAGUCGGCCCAGCAGUUCGUGUACUCCCUCUACGCGGACAUCGCCCUCACCGAGCUCAAGGCCUACACCAUGAUGGAGUUCUCGUGGAUGAUGCUGCGGGUCUACGGCAAGGGCAACUACACCCAGGAGGCGGAGCUGAUGCGGAACGACUACGAGAAGCGGACGGAGCGCACGCUGAAGCUCCUCAAGGACGUGAUGCUGAGGGCCGACCGUAUCGUGUACCGUUGCGAUCCUCCCAAGCACAUUCCCAAGGUUACCUACGACGAGGUGACCCGUCUGUUGCAGGGCUAUGUUGAGAACGAAGUGGACCUGAACAACGAGGAGACGUGCCGGGAAACGUGCGACUUCUACCAGUCGACCCGCGCCGAGGGCUGCUUCAAAGAGAAGUACUGCGCCCGCCAGCAACGCUGCUCCGGCCGCAUCUACAACUGCCAGUUCAUCGACUCCGACAUGUGGGUGUGCCCCUCUCCCCAGAACAGCACCCGGCGCUACGAGUUCAUUGAGUACGAGAGCGGACGUGUGCUGGGACAGAGAACCAAGUGCCACCGCGGCACCACCAAGGUGGACAGCUGGUGGCGGUACCUUCUGUGGCACUGCAGCUACUGCUUCUGUCUGUGCGACGAGCAGGGCCUGAAGUCGGAUCGCUUCUUCAACCUGCGCGACUCCAUCGCCGAUGUGAAGAAGAACAGAGUUGUGACUGGCCUGCGACUGGUCAAGUCGAAUCGCAUCUUCCACCUGCAGAUCCAGGAGGGAGAGCUCAUGCCGCGCGGCGUCAUCAACCAGAGCACCUUGGAGUGGAGGCCGGUGGAGAAGUACAACAUCUUCGACCGCGACGUCAAGAAGGGCGUGGACUAUCACACGCUGAGCUACGAGAGUCGCUCCAUCGACCUGGACGACGUGAACACGGACGACAACAGCUUCGUGGUGACUGGCGUUAGGUUCCGACUGGUGGGAGCUCACCUCAACCUGGAGGCCUACUUCACGGAGUUCGACUUCAAGACUGGCAAGCUCAUCCAGCCGGAGAUCAACAGCUACUGGAAGUCCAACGACAACACCGACGUUGGCGGCGGAGCACGCAGGGAGAAGCUACGCCUGGCAAACACCGACCUGCCCACAAGGACAAUUGCCACGUCGCUGGUCCAGUCGCGGCACAACCAGUACAUCGACUUCACCAACACCGGCCUGGACAAGGACGCGGCCCAGAGCACAGUGCCGUUCAUCGACAUUCAGGACGUCGUCUCGAAUCCCCCAGUGCCCCUGUCGGGCAUCGGCAUCUACUACAAGGGACGCAACGGCUAUGGAGGCUUCGUGGGACCCAAGAUCAUCACCUACGACUUCAUGCCGCACGUCCAGGUGCCCAGGACGAAGGCCUAGGGGAGAGCAGCAGCGGGCGUAGCAGCAGCAGCAUAUUUCAUAGCUUUCUUAGUUUUACACACUACUCUAUCCAAACACUUGCAAAUACUGUCGCGUAGUCUAAGCCAGAUCGGUGCUAGGUCGGUCUAAAUCGAGGGAGGACGAGUGGGACGUCGGAAGUCGGAAAUCGGAAAACGGAAGAGACGCAGAAUCGGCAAGAAUCGAAUCUAACUCAAAUUAUAUUGAAAUUUAGCCAUAAAAUGAGAAUAAAGAGAAUCUGAAUCGGA